Arachis ipaensis is the source of this 1489-nucleotide messenger RNA. RefSeq lists its product as uncharacterized. The record is from RefSeq and is a predicted model, not a curated record. Gene Ontology annotation, biological process: protein ubiquitination. Gene Ontology annotation, molecular function: zinc ion binding; ubiquitin-protein transferase activity. NCBI's taxonomy places the organism in Eukaryota, Viridiplantae, Streptophyta, Magnoliopsida, Fabales, Fabaceae. Gene Ontology annotation, cellular component: membrane.
AGUUAAUUCAUAUUUAUUGUGAAAAGCACGUGGAUGGAGAUUCUCUGCUUUCCUUUGUAGUAUAGUGCUUUUCUCAGGCAUCACACAACAUAACAUAGAGAAAAUUAAAUAAAUAUAUGUAUAUAAAAAAAAAGGAGGGAAUGUGUUUCUUGGUUUUGAAGAUUUCUAACGUUGUUUUAUUAUUAUGGCAUACCUUAUGUUAUAUUUGUGCUUUGUUUGUGAUAACAAGGACACUCAAUCUCUUGCUUCGUUUUGAGGACCAGCCAAAUAGAGAAGCAAAUCAAAUCAAAGCAAUCAUCAUAAAUUAAAGGCUUAAUACAUGUUGUAUUCAUUCCUGAAUCUACUCAACAAAUUGCCAUGUUUUGAUGUCUUCAUGUCACGCACAGUCUUAAUUUGUUGGAUUCGAGUUCUGUUUUGUGCAUGAAAUGGAAUCGAUAUCUCCUAAUAAUAUAUUGGUACAAUGCCGAAUAUGUCACAAUGAAGAUGAAGAGUCACACAUGGAAACACCAUGUUCAUGUUCUGGCACCCUCAAGUAUGUACAUAGAAAUUGUGUUCAAAGAUGGUGCAAUGAGAAAGGCGAUACUACCUGUGAGAUUUGCCUACAGCAAUUUACACCCGGGUACACUGUACCCCCACCACUUAUCCAUUAUGGUGGAUCUCCAAUAAAUUUCGGAUGGAACUAUUGGGAGACUUCAAGAAGAGUUCACAAUAACAACAAUCAAUUUGUAUCAAUGUUUGGUGCUGAUCAUCAUGAUCUAGAACCUGACAUUGAAUAUUCAACACCCUCUACAAGGUCCAUGAUAUGGUGCCGCAUAAUUGCCACUAUUUUUCUUGGUCUUAUUGUUUUAAGGCAUACACUUCAAGUUAUACUGAUACUCAGUGAAACAGAAGAGUAUUCAUUAACAGUGUUUAUGCUAUUACUGUUGGGAAUCCUUGGGAUAUUGAUUUCAAUACAUACGAUGAUCAAAGCUAACUACUAUGGCCCAAGGACUUCAACACCAGAUUCAUCAUUCCCCUAUUUCAUCACGUGAAGAGUAUAAAGUAUAAACCAUAUUGGUGAUUCCAUGCUAUAUGUGGUCAAUUUCGGAUGAAGAAAUUGCUUUGAUGUUGAAAAAAAUUGAUGAAAAUCAUAGUGGAGAUCAGGACACUAUGACCAUGUUGUAUAAAGGGCAAAUCAUGAAUGCCUAAAUUAUAGAGAAAAUUAACGUUGUAUGCUUAACUUGUAUGCAAAAAAAAAACCAAAUUAACGUUGUAUGCUUAACUUGUACACAUGGAAAAGAUCAUAAGCAUUAUUGAUGAUUGAAAUUACCAACAAAAUUCAUAUAAUCUAAGGGGCACAUGUAAUCAGAAACAUUUCUUAUAGUGAAUAUAUAACUAAAACCAUAGUACUUAGAACACAACAUCAAGCAUAAUCCAGACACAUACAUGAACUCUAGCAACACUUCAACCACACAAGGGGCCAAAACAAGACCCUUUAUUCAAAAUAAAA